Fundulus heteroclitus (mummichog) is the source of this 3342-nucleotide messenger RNA. It is a transcript of the gene snx16, whose product is annotated as sorting nexin 16. The record is from RefSeq and is a predicted model, not a curated record. NCBI's taxonomy places the organism in Eukaryota, Metazoa, Chordata, Actinopteri, Cyprinodontiformes, Fundulidae. Gene Ontology annotation, cellular component: late endosome; early endosome; extrinsic component of endosome membrane. Bases 339 to 1433 code for a protein of 364 amino acids. The transcript has 8 exons. Gene Ontology annotation, biological process: early endosome to late endosome transport; protein targeting to lysosome; endosome to lysosome transport. Gene Ontology annotation, molecular function: phosphatidylinositol binding.
CCCCCGCGUGGCCGUCCUGAAGACAACUCGCGGGCGGCGGAUUGAGUUCAAACAAGCCAACGGAGCAGCAGGACGGAAUGUGGCGGAGAGACAGCGAUAUGAGCCACGGACAUUCACCUCCACCAGCCUGAUAAAGUGCAUAUUACAUGACAGGGAAGGAGAUUCCGUUUUGAACCCGAAGGGCUCUGAAGGUCAAUGUCCUCCUCUCAAGCUGAACGUCGCUCUUAGACCCCAUCGUCGUACGGAAGCUGCUGAGGCCAGCCGAGGUCUGCGUUGGUGCGAGGAGCCUUGCUUCCAGCUGCAGUGGCAGGGCGGCGGCGAGCCCCAGACUCAGGGAGAUGGCUUCACCCUUCGUGCCUGUCCCCGUCCCCAUGGACAGAGCCCUGCCCGGCGGCGGCAAGCUGAGGCGCCCGCAACGCGCCGCGUCUCUGGGAAGCGUCUCCAGCGGCUCUGAGUCCUCGUCCCCCAUCACCAGGUCGGCGGGGGAGGAGCGGGGACGCCCCGGCGGCGCGGCGGCUUCACAGCGGCAGCCGCGCCGCACGGACAGAGCCAACCGCAGCCUGACGCCGCCGCCCCCGCAGAGCCCCGUGACACGGGCCGGGCUGAACGGGACGCUGGAAACCUCUGCGUGUCCUCGGUCGGCGUCGGAUCCUGCCGGGAGUCGGCGAGCAGAGGAGAGGCCGAUCACCCCCACGGUGCUGGGGUACGAGGUCAUGGAGGAGAGAGCCAAGUUCACGGUUUAUAAGAUCCUGGUCCGCAAGAGUUCAGACGAGAGCUGGGUCGUAUUCAGAAGGUACACGGACUUCUCCCGACUCAACGACAAGCUAAAGGAAAUGUUCCCUGGUUUCCGGCUCUCGCUGCCUCCCAAGAGGUGGUUUAAGGACAACUACAACAGCGACUUCCUGGAAGACAGGCAGCUGGGACUCCAGGCUUUUUUACAGAACUUGGUGGCACACAAAGACAUCGCCAACUGCCUUCCAGUGAGGGAGUUUUUGUGCCUCGAUGACCCUCCUGGACCUUUUGACAGCCUUGAGGAGAGCCGGGUGUUCUGUGAGACUCUCGAGGAGAGCAACUAUCGCCUCCAGAAGGAGCUGCUGGAGAAGCAGAAGGAGAUCGACUCCCUAAGGAGGAAACUAGAGGACAGGGAGCAGACCAUCCUGAGACUGGAGAAGCACGUCAAGUCAGUAGACAGCGGAGGGUGCGCCAGCCCGGGGUCUCCGUGGGGUCUGUCGGCUCAGGGAAGCGAGAGCAGCGCAGACGUCGAUGUGGAGUCGUCUGCAGCGGAGGCGGAUCAGGACAUGCCGGACGACCCGGGCGACAGGUGUCAGCUCCAGCCGGUGCGGUCCUCCGCCUGCUGGUGCAGGCCAUCGCUCGGCACCUCUCCUCCGGUCAUCCAGGUCACGCAGCUGUUCCACAAGAAAAGCGAGGAUUAGCGCCGAGCCCCGCGCUCUCCGCUCGCCCCCCCCCCCCCUCCAUCGUCCACCCGUCUGACUCCACGUCACAUGGCCUUUCACCACGUCUCAGCCUGGAUCUGCUGUUUGACCUCAGAGAGUCGGAGUUCGAUCUGCCGGGGCACGGAGUCGGGGAGGUUUCACAGCGACGCGACUUGCGGGUUAUUUUAUCUGGCACUUUCUAAAACCUGAGAACCUCAGCCGCAGCUCGAACCUGCUGCGUUUGUCGCGCCGUGCUUCUGAUCUUCGCCACCAGAAAGCUUGGCUGCAACAAACCUGAAGGCUUGAUGACUUUCAGACUGACAAUCUUAAGCGUUAUCAUCUCAGACCUGUGGCCUUGUGAGAAGUCUUCUCCAAACUGGGAGACAGCACCCCCAUGUGGCCAUGUGAGCAGAUCUUGAUUAGUCACUGGACAAGCACCAGACGGGUUGUGUUCGGGUCAAUAUGUGUCAAUACUCUGUACUGCCACUGACUGUUAUUAGUUUAAACGGACCUUUCUCCCACCGUCGGUCAGUUUGCACCCAGAAGCCAAUCUUCCCUCUUGUUCUAAGUGCUUCUUGGUUGGAAGCCGCAUCACACAGAUCCAAAAAGGAGACAUGAAACGCAAUAGCUGAUAUGUACUGAAAUCAUCAUUUCAUAAUGUUUAAAUGAGAAGAAAAAGAUGCCUGUCCUGUUCAUAGCUUAGGCUACAAUCAUUGUUUAAUAAUCUGGGGAACGGUAAAGGAACAUUUCAGCCAGUUCAAUAGCUUUCCUCCAUUCAUCAAUAUGGUAAUGUGCUUUCAUCCGUUGACGAUUUUACAUUAAUAUAUGCACUUUAAGAUAUUGGUCUCUAGAUUAUUAUGAUUUAGUUAAAAAAAAUAUUUACUCUUUUGUGCUUAAUGUAUUUAAUUUACUACGAAAUAUAACACUAAGUCAGAUGUGGUUGUUUUUCCAAGCUAGUCCAGGCGGCCGUGAGAUCCAGCACGCUGACGCUAUAAGAGAACGACCGUGUUGAACCAAGACUUUGCUCAGAAAUGCAAACGGUGGCUCGUCUUUUACAUCACUAAUGGUGCUAAACUCUAGAAACAUCCCGUCUAGGCGGUUCCUGGCGAGCAAGUCACCCACACAAGCCAUAUUUUCUAAUCGAAGCAACACUAGAGGCAGACGUAUCGCAUGGUGAGCCCUGUGUGGCUUUUGCUCUUUAAUCAUCAUUUACGGGUUGGGGGGGGGGGGGGGUUGGCUGAUGUCUCAUGCUCGGCCUGGACCAGGUCCGGUUUUGCACUUUAAGGUUGAAUGGCGAAGCUUGAAGAUUGCUCGGAUGUUGUUUUUACUAUUUCUAAGACGGAAACAUGCCUUUUUGAUCACUAACAUCUGUUUUGGUUUCUCCGUGUAAAAUGUUAAUAUUUGUUGUGUUUAUGAUCAGCGCUUUUCUGUAUAGUUGCCUCUUGCUUGACUAAGUGCCUUGAAGGGUUGUUUCUUAGCUUUUCUGAAUUGCUUUAUAGAUUUGUGCAGGACAUGAACCAUAUCCUCUCUCUUCUUCGGACGGAGCGCUUUUAAAUAACACUCUUGUGUGUACAAUCUUGUUUUUGAAUGGACCUUACGCCAUGUUUUUUUUUUUGUAAUAUUACACAAAUCGAAUCUUAGCUGAUAUACACGUCUGUAGUUUCACUUGAAAAUAUAUAUAAAUGUAUACACAAAUAACAUUUGGUGCCGACAACAGGGCCCCUGGUGUGAAACGGAUACUGUUGACACUGUUACACGCGCUGCUUAUGAGGUAAAAUAAAUGUUCACAUGAUUAAAGAGGGAGUAACGUUGAAUACACAUAUCUUUGUUUUACGUUUCGCAUCUCUGUUACCAUGGCAAUAAAUGGUACCACUUUUUUUCUUUUGUGAAAUAAAAGUUUGGAUCUGUC